UUUUACAAUGAGGCGUGCUGCAGCUUUUCUGGUGUUGCUGCUCUGUCUGUACUGGACGAGGGCUCAGGGUGAGAGUGGAGGGGUGACAGGGAAUGAUAUCACUAAGACGGAGGUUCAGUCUGAGAUCCUGGGUGUCAAAGCAACCAGUGAUCAGACCAACAUCACCCCUGACAUCUGGGCUGAGCUGAAGGAGCUGAGAGACAUGGCCAUCGAACACAGUGUGGAGCUGAGGAACAGCAAGAGCAAGAUGGAGAAGCUGGAGCAGGAGAAUACAGCCAUACAGGCCAGACUCACAGCCAGUGAAAGCAAGAAUGCAGUGUUGGUGGCCAGAAUGAACGCCAAUGAAAUCGAGAUGGUGAAGCUCAAGAUAGAGAAUGAAGUUUUGAAGACCAGAAUGAAAACCAGUGAAAAUGUGAUGGAGGAGCUCAAGAGAGAGAACACAGAUCUUCAAUCAAUAGUCACAACAUUUGAAGAUAAGAGCAAAGUGUUGGAGACCAGAAUGAACGCCAGUGAAAACGAGGUGGAGGAGCUCAAGAGACACAUUCACACAGACCGACCAAAGGUGGCGUUCUCAUUUGGUCUCACUAAUGCUGGACGUAUUGGACCCUUCAAUACUGCCAUCACACUUAAGUUCAGUAAAGUCUUCACCAACUUUGGUCAGGCCUACAGUCCAAUUACAGGUCUCUUCACAGCCCCAGUCAGAGGAGCCUACUACUUCUCAUUCACUACAGUGGAUACCCGGGGUAACACCUAUAGUGCUAUUCAUCUCUAUCACAAUGACAAAAGAGUGUUGGAUAAUUAUAAUCACAGUUAUCAACAUGGCUAUAACAGACUUUCUAAUUCACUGAUUCUUCAGCUGGAAAAGGGGGAUGUGGUCUACAUGGUUUUACCUGAAGGCUAUAGUGUAUACGAUGACAGCAAUUAUCGUUCUACCUUUAACGGAUUUCUGAUUUUUCCACUGUGAGACUAAAACAUGAGAAUUUCUUUACCCCUAAAUUUUUGACAUAGUCUACAAACAAGUCAAACAGUAUUCAUAUGUAUAUGAAAGGAUGCACAUUGUUGCUGUGUUGGCUUUGCUCUGCAACAAACUACAUCUGAAAUAAAAGAUGACUAUGAAGUUAAA
Scomber scombrus (Atlantic mackerel) is the source of this 1123-nucleotide messenger RNA. RefSeq names its product heavy metal-binding protein HIP-like. NCBI's taxonomy places the organism in Eukaryota, Metazoa, Chordata, Actinopteri, Scombriformes, Scombridae. The record is from RefSeq and is a predicted model, not a curated record. Gene Ontology annotation, molecular function: protein binding. Bases 8 to 964 code for a protein of 318 amino acids. The transcript is spliced from 7 exons.